AUGUUCAAGAUCCUGCUUGUCUGCGCUCUCGCCGCCAUGGUGGCCGCCAACGCCAACGUUGAGGUUAAGGAGUUGGUCAACGACGUUCAGGCCGAUGGCUUCGUCAGCAAGUUGGUCCUCGACGACGGAUCCGCUUCCUCGGCCACCGGAGACAUCCACGGCAACAUCGACGGAGUGUUCGAGUGGAUCUCCCCCGAGGGCGUCCAUGUGCGAGUGAACUACAAGGCCGACGAGAACGGCUAUCAGCCCCAGAGCGACCUCCUGCCCACUCCUCCCCCAAUCCCAGAGGCCAUCCUCAAGGCCAUCGCCUACAUCCAGGCCAACCCCAGCAAGAACUAA
Messenger RNA from Drosophila ficusphila, 339 nucleotides. RefSeq names its product larval cuticle protein 3. The record is from RefSeq and is a predicted model, not a curated record. NCBI's taxonomy places the organism in Eukaryota, Metazoa, Arthropoda, Insecta, Diptera, Drosophilidae. Gene Ontology annotation, cellular component: chitin-based extracellular matrix. Bases 1 to 339 code for a protein of 112 amino acids. Gene Ontology annotation, molecular function: structural constituent of chitin-based larval cuticle. The transcript has 2 exons.